Pisolithus orientalis is the source of this 1325-nucleotide messenger RNA. RefSeq names its product uracil-DNA glycosylase-like protein. Bases 32 to 1129 code for a protein of 365 amino acids. NCBI's taxonomy places the organism in Eukaryota, Fungi, Basidiomycota, Agaricomycetes, Boletales, Pisolithaceae. The record is from RefSeq and is a predicted model, not a curated record. The transcript has 7 exons. Gene Ontology annotation, molecular function: mismatch base pair DNA N-glycosylase activity. Gene Ontology annotation, biological process: base-excision repair, AP site formation.
UGGUAUCUGCGAGCUCACACUUUGAUCGGAAAUGAGUUUCAAACAUGGCAUUGCCGAUUUUCGGUUCUGUCCUGACUCGGAACGAGAAGUGUCAGUAACUAGGCGUGUACUCCGUCCGCAAAAGACACGGGCAACCCAUGACAAUACCGAAGCCGGGGUAUCCCAGUCCCUCUCUGAGAUACCCGAAUGCCUCGAUGACGACAUCCCUGCGUCAACGAGAAAGCGUAAAAGAAAACCGGAAGAUAAUAAAACACAAGAGGGUGACUCGAUAGCAGCGGUAUCCCCAAAGCCCAGGCGCACGAACAAGAAACCAAAGCGAGGGUAUGCGGAUCCGGAGGUAUACGCUCAUCUCCAUCUCCUUCAAGAUUAUCUACAAGAAAAUCUCGACGUCGUUUUUUGUGGUAUAAACCCGGGUUACAUGUCUGCCGAGACAGGUCAUCAUUUCGCAAAUCCGACGAACCACUUCUGGCGCUGCUUGUAUCAUUCAGGAUUGACCUCGACCUUGUUGCCUCCAUCCGAGGACUAUUCAUUGCCUGAAAGGUACAAUCUUGGUCUGGUAUUUAUGCCCCUCCACCGUAAUUUUUCCUUUCUGUCGCUCACGAACAUGGUAUCGCAGACCAAUAUUGUGGAUAGGCCGUCUGCAGAGGCAGCGGAGCUCUCGAUGUCAGAAAUGAAGGCUGCAAUUCCAGUCUUCCUUAGAAAGAUCUCCCGCUACAGGCCGCGUUUCGUCUGUUUCGUGGGGAUGAGGAUAUGGACAGUAAUCAGGAAAGCCCUGGGUCAAUUGCAGCUAUCUUCCGGUUCGUGUUCCUCCGAAUCCCAAGGUGGGGGAGAUAGGGAACGCAAGGCCAGAAAAAAUGGAAAGGGCAGCGGGAACGGAAGUAAACAAGAAAAGGACCGCUUGGGGUUGCAGCCGUACAAGCUCGUCUAUCCAGCCGAGGCCGGGAGGCUGGCAAGUGAGACAUUCUUUUUCGUGGUCCCCAGCACCUCUGGGAGAGUCGUGAAAUACCAAUUCUCCGAUAAAAUCAGCUAUUUUUCUGAGCUACACGAGUUACUUCGGAAGUCACCGUCUGCGAUUGGCGCCCAAAAUAUGCUGCCAAUAUCAGUAGAGACGCUUGGACAAGAUAUGUGAACUCGAAUUAUUCCUAUCAAUCUGCGGUAUUCAAGUUGGAACAUCUAAACAUCUAUCUAGCAUGGUUGUUGUACUAAGCAUCGUAACGAUCCACCAGAUGGUUCACCUAUGUGGCAGAGAUGUUUUGUUGAGUCCUUUUCUGUUAUCUAUCCUACUGCCAUUAGGUGCGGACGAAGACAGUGUAGGAGAUCACGCC